Messenger RNA from Scheffersomyces amazonensis, 392 nucleotides. RefSeq names its product proteasome regulatory particle lid subunit. Bases 46 to 276 code for a protein of 76 amino acids. The transcript has a single exon. NCBI's taxonomy places the organism in Eukaryota, Fungi, Ascomycota, Pichiomycetes, Serinales, Debaryomycetaceae. Gene Ontology annotation, cellular component: proteasome complex; proteasome regulatory particle, lid subcomplex. Gene Ontology annotation, biological process: double-strand break repair via homologous recombination; mRNA export from nucleus; proteasome assembly. The record is from RefSeq and is a predicted model, not a curated record.
AACUUUAGCUUACAUUAAUUAAUUUAAUUAAUUUCAUUCAUCACAAUGUCUACAGAAGUUAAAAAGGAAAGUGAAAGUGCACGUGAGGACGAGCAGAAGGUUAUUAAAACUUUAGAAGAAGAUGAUGAAUUCGAAGAUUUCCCUGAAGAUGACAAGUUCGGUAACCAACCCAAAGUCAAUACAGCAAAUUUAUGGGAAGAAGAUUGGGAUGAUGACGAUAAUCAAGAUGAAUUUUCAAAGAAAUUACGAGAAGAGUUGAAGAAGGCACAAGCCUAAAUAAAUAUGGUUUUAGGUUAAGAUUUUCAUUUUAGUUUUAGUAUUAGUUUUGGUUGUGUUUCGGGUUCUGUACAUUAGUUAGGUACAUACUUACAUAUAUUUAUGCAUAGAAGUUA